Brenthis ino (lesser marbled fritillary) is the source of this 228-nucleotide messenger RNA. NCBI's taxonomy places the organism in Eukaryota, Metazoa, Arthropoda, Insecta, Lepidoptera, Nymphalidae. The record is from the annotation of a GenBank genome assembly.
AUGUCAGAAAUAGUGACGAAAAGUUCUGAAAAGGAAAAGUUAGUUAUUAUUAGUGAAAAUGAUGGUGAUAGUGAUGUGAUUAAAGAGGAAGUGAAGGAAGAAGGUGAUGAGAACAAGAACUCUUGUCACCGGGAGAACAGGCUGACGAGUAUCAUCGACCAGUUACGUUGUCAGAGCAAAAUGAAAGAGGUCGCGUGCGCGUGCGCCGUUAGCGCGCUGGAUAUGUUA